AUGGGUGUGACGACUAGCAACCGCAAACGCUCAGAGGAAUGCAUGUCCGUCAAUCACAAUCACACAAUCGCUCCUCCGUCUUCAGAUUACCGCAGAAAGAGACUCAAAUUCUCAUCCGAAUCGACGCUAAUCGUUUCAACUUCGUACGCCGCCGUUUCGAGGAUUUCUCGUUAUCCCGACGUCAAACCGCCGUUCGUUCGUGAAGUUCACGCGCCGUGCAGACCUAACAAAUUCAACCUUGCUAGAAAGUUAUCGAGCUUGGGCGACGAUAUCAUGGGGAAUUUUCUGGUGAGGAAUUAUGAAAAGGCGAAGCGUGCUGCAUUGGGGGAAUGCAGAUUUGUGUCUCAGAGGGAGAAGGUGGUGAUCGAUUUGGAUGUAGAGAGUAGCGGUAGGGAGGUUUCGGAUGAUUCCGGUGUGAUGGAGGUGAUUGAAGUGGAUGAUUCGGAGGUUAAGGUUGGGGGUUUGGAGGCUAAGGUGGUUGAAGUUGGUGGUCAGCGGAGGUCAACGUCGUCGCCGGACUCGGCUUUGACUAAUGCUAUUGUGAACUUAGAGGAGCAUGAUCUUUCGAACGUUCAUGUUUAUAAGAAGUUGCUUGAGGGUGUUCAAAGAAGAACGGACACGAUUCAGAGUCUGAAUUUUCAAAUUGAGCUGAAUGAGAAGCGCAGGGAGACGUUUCAAUUGUUGCGUCCUAAGAAGGAUUUGGUUGAGGAAGUCCCGUUUGAGCCUUUUGUCCCUCUAACAGAUGAUGAAGAACAUGAGGUUUCUUGUGCGUUUUCUACCAACAGGAAGAAAAUAUUGGUUGCUCAUGAGAGUUCUAAUAUUGAGUUAUCGGGAGAAAAGAUCCGGUGCCUUCUCCCAGGUGCAUGGUUAAAUGAUGAGGUGAUAAAUUUGUACCUUGAGUUGUUGAAAGAGAGGGAGCGGAGAGAACCAAAGAUGUUUUUGAAAUGUCAUUUUUUCAACACAUUUUUCUACAAAAAGUUAAUAAGUGGCAGGGAUGGAUAUGAUUACAAAUCUGUCAGAAGAUGGACAAGUCAAAGGAAAUUGGGAUACAACCUGUUCGAUUGUGAUAAAAUAUUUGUACCCAUCCAUCAAGAAAUCCACUGGUGCCUGGCGGUUAUCAAUAAAAAAGAUGCAAAAUUCCAGUAUCUUGACUCGUUGAAAGGAAAGGAUAACCGUGUGCUAAAAGUGCUGGCUAGAUACUUCGUAGAUGAAGUAAAGGACAAAACUGGGAAAGAUAUUGAUGUAAGCACGUGGGAGAAAGAAUUUGUGAAUGACCUUCCUGAGCAGGAAAAUGGGUAUGAUUGUGGGGUGUUUAUGAUCAAAUAUGCUGACUUUUAUAGCAGAGGCUUGGGGCUAUGUUUUAAUCAGGAACACAUGUCUUACUUUCGGCGCAGGACAGCUAAAGAGGUAUUGAGAUUGAGAGCUGACUAA
Molecule: messenger RNA, 1431 nt
Organism: Lathyrus sativus (Indian pea)
Lineage: Eukaryota; Viridiplantae; Streptophyta; Magnoliopsida; Fabales; Fabaceae
Source: the annotation of a GenBank genome assembly